AUGGCCGAGCCCCGCCAGGAUUUUGAAGUGAUGGAAGACCAUGACGCUCAGGGGGGCUACACCCUACUGCAAGACCAUGACGGGGACGUGGACCAUGGCCUGAAAGGGUCUCCCCUGCAGACCCCCGCUGAUGGUGGAUCUGAGGAGCCAACCUCCGAAACCUCAGCUAAGAGCACUCCGACGGCCGAAGAUGUGACAGCGCCCCUAGUGGAUGAGAGAACACCUGGCGAGCAGCCCCCCUCCGAGAUCCCAGAAGGAACCACAGCUGAAGAAGCAGGUAUUGGAGACACCCCUAACCUGGAGGACCAAGCUGCCGGACAUGUGACUCAAGAUCAUCCUGCAACAGGAGGCCCUUUGGAGCCCCACCAGGAGUGGGGACAGAAGCCCACUUCCCCCUGGGAUCAGCUGCAGCCCGAGAGUAUCAAGGCUGUCCCUGAAGACGACCUCGGCGAGCCCACCGACCUAGGGAGCCUGGGUCUCACUCAGCAGCUGGGGUUCCACAGGCCUGAAGGCCCCCAAGAGGCCCAGCCAGGGACAGAGCCCAAGGACACAGAGAGAGGCUCCUGCGGCCUCGAGCGGCUGAAGCCCCAGCUUUUGGAAGACCUGCUCCUGGUGGGGCCCCCUCUGAAGGAGGAGAGGCUGGGGGGUGAGAAGGAGGUGGACGAAGACCGCGACAUCGAUGAGUCCUCGCCCCAGGACUCCUCUCCUUCCCAGAUCUCCCCAAAUCCACAGAUCCCCCCAACCCCAGCUGGGCAGGCCCCGCAGACAGUGUUCAGAGAAGCCACUGGUCUCCCCGGGUUCCCAGCCGAGGACACCACCGUCAUCCCAGGCACUCUCAACCCCGAAGCGUCCAGCACAGGGCCAGCAGCCGAGGGCCACGACGGGCCCCCCGAGUUCACCUUCCAAGUGGAAAUCAAAACCAAGGAAUCGGGGUGCUCGAGGCUGGAUGUGGAAGGGCCUGCACUUCCAGGGAGCCCUGGAGAAGAGCAGGUGACCAGUGGCCCCUCUGCAGGGCAGGACACUCUGGAGGCCCACGUUCCAGAACCUUCUGAAAAGCAGCGUGUGGCUGGCCAGCCGGUGAGGCCCGUCAGCCGGGUGCCUCAACUCAAAGCUCGCAUGGUCACUAAAAGCAAGGACGGGACUGGAAAUGAUGACAGAAGAGCGAAGACAUCCACACCUUCCUCUGCUAGAACCCUGAAAAAUAGGCCUUGCCUUAGCCCCAAACGCCCCACUCCUGGUAGCUCAGACCCUUUGAUCAAACCCUCCAGCCCUGCUGCGUGCCCAGAGCCAUCUUCCUCUCCUAAACACGCCUCAUCUGUCACACCCCGAACGCGCAGUUCUGGAACAAAGGAGAUGAGCCUCAAGGGGUCAGAUAAAACUGGUACGAAGAUCGCCACACCCCGGGGAGCUGCCCCUCCAGGCCAGAAAGGUUCAGCCAAUGCCACCAGGAUUCCAGCGAAAACCACGCCCUCCCCAAAGACACCGCCUGGCACUGCUUCUAAGAAAGUUCAGAGAAAACCACCCCCUGGAGGGGAAAAAUUGGAGCGAGGUGAACCUGGAAAGUCGGGGGACCGCAGUGGCUACAGCAGCCCCGGCUCCCCGGGGACCCCUGGCAGCCGCUCCCGCCAGUGCCCGCCCCUGAAGGCAGCCUGCCCCAGGCGCCUCUGCUGGGGCCUCCUCUCCCGCCUGAAGGCUGUGCAGAUAAUUAAUAAGAAGCUGGAUCUUAGCAACGUCCAGUCCAAGUGUGGCUCAAAGGAUAAUAUCAAACACGUCCCAGGAGGCGGCAGUGUGCAAAUAGUCUACAAACCUGUCGACCUGAGCAAAGUGACCUCCAAGUGUGGCUCCCUGGGCAACAUCCAUCACAAACCAGGAGGCGGUCAGGUGGAAGUGAAAUCCGAGAAACUGGACUUCAAGGACAGAGUCCAGUCCAAGAUCGGCUCCCUGGAUAACAUCACCCAUGUCCCUGGCGGAGGGAAUAAGAAGAUCGAAACCCACAAGCUGACCUUCCGGGAGAACGCCAAAGCCAAGACAGACCACGGGGCAGAAAUCGUGUACAAGUCGCCCGUGGUGUCCGGGGACACGUCCCCACGCCACCUCAGCAACGUCUCCUCCACUGGCAGCAUCAACAUGGAAGACUCGCCCCAGCUCGCAACACUCGCGGAGGAGGUGUCUGCGUCCCUGGCCAAGCAGGGUUUGUGA
Messenger RNA from Elephantulus edwardii (Cape elephant shrew), 2199 nucleotides. It is a transcript of the gene MAPT, whose product is annotated as microtubule-associated protein tau. Gene Ontology annotation, molecular function: microtubule binding. Gene Ontology annotation, biological process: neuron projection development; microtubule cytoskeleton organization. Lineage: Eukaryota; Metazoa; Chordata; Mammalia; Macroscelidea; Macroscelididae. The record is from RefSeq and is a predicted model, not a curated record. The transcript has 15 exons. The coding region runs from base 1 to 2199 and encodes 732 amino acids. Gene Ontology annotation, cellular component: neuron projection.